AAAAGAUGCAAAAAGUUUCAGUUCCAAUCGGGAGAAUUUAUAAAUUCUGUAUUAGAAAGAACAAUUAAUAAAACACUGGAAAUCCAGUUUUAUUUAAAAUUAAGUUAAGCUAAUACUUAAUUUUCAUUAAAUCCAGGAGCAAAUGAAUGUUAGAAAUUGUUUUAAUUUUUGCAUGAUUUAAUAGACAAAAGUGACAUUCUUUAGGACUGACUUUUUUUGUCACGUCAUUGAUGUACAUAGCUUAAAAAAUUGAACAUUAUUGUGCGGAAAAAGAAUCAAAAGUUAUUGUUUAAUUAUUGUGCUAUUUAAGCUAUAUAAAACGUUUUAAAUAGACUAAUUAGUUGCAUUAAUCAAUCAACACUGCGUUUAAGUGAGUGAAAAUGGGUACACGCGACGAUGAAUAUGACUAUUUAUUCAAAGUGGUUUUAAUUGGAGAUUCUGGUGUUGGAAAAAGUAAUCUGCUAUCGAGGUUUACACGUAAUGAAUUCAAUCUAGAAUCGAAAUCUACAAUAGGAGUAGAAUUUGCAACUCGUAGCAUUGUUGUUGAUAAUAAAACUAUUAAGGCUCAAAUCUGGGAUACAGCUGGUCAAGAGAGAUAUCGAGCAAUUACAUCGGCUUAUUAUAGAGGUGCAGUUGGAGCUCUUUUGGUGUAUGACAUUGCUAAGCAUUUAACUUAUGAGAACGUAGAAAGAUGGUUGCGCGAAUUAAGAGAUCAUGCCGAUCAAAAUAUAGUGAUAAUGCUUGUUGGAAACAAGAGCGAUUUAAGACAUUUACGUGCUGUUCCAACAGAUGAAGCCAAGACUUUCGCUGAACGAAAUGGCCUCAGCUUUAUAGAGACUUCUGCUCUUGAUUCAACUAAUGUGGAGACAGCAUUUCAAAAUAUACUCACAGAAAUCUACCGAAUCGUUUCACAAAAACAAAUUCGUGACCCACCAGAAGGGGAUGUCAUUCGUCCAUCAAAUGUGGAACCUAUAGAUGUGAAGCCCACAGUUACAUCGGAAGUGCGAAAACAAUGUUGCCAGUGAUCCGCUUGAACUAAAUAUUCGUUCCAUCAUAAUUUGCCUAGGAGCAAACAUUCAGUGAAAAUAAAAACAAAAGGAAUAUAAUAUAUUUCUUUUCAUCUGAUUUACAGUUCUAUAUCAAUUUUUUUUUCUUCAUAUUUUUUUUAUUUUAUUCUUUUUUUAAUAAAUAUAAUAAUUUUAUACUUCCUUAAUGUUGAACUAUUAUGAGAAUAAUCAAAUGAAGAGAUGAUUAAGAAGCUUUUCGCAUUACACAUAUAUGUUAUGAGCAUCAAAAAAUAAAUAUUUCUGUUCCUGCGACACGAAAUGAAUAGCAUUACUUCUCAUAAUUUUUACUACAUCGACUAUAUUUUAUUAUCUUAAUACCAAUAUUACAAAUAGAAAUGAUUUUUAAAAAAAUGUAAUAGAAUUUAUUCUUUGAACUAUUAAACUAGCAUUUCGCGAUAAAGGCUGUAUUUUUAUUAUUAAAUGCUGUAACGAUUAUUUUCAUAAUGCGCUACUUUAAAUCCAUGCAUGUUAUUUAAAGAAAAACUACUAGUGAUUGGGAAAAACAUAAACAUACCUAUCUGGAUCAUAUUUUAUCAAUGUACACGUACACGACAUGUUAAUUUAAUAAAAGUUUUGGGAAAUAUUAAAGAUUUAGGAAGAAAAAAACAUAUGCAGCCAAUUUUGAAGUAAAAAAGUACGUCAUUAUAAGCUUAACUUUAUCAGACAGAACGUAAGUGAAAACGCAUAUUAAAUUAGAAGAAAAAAAAAUAAUACAGAAGAAUGAUGUUAAAAAAAAUGAAUUCAUUAUAUCAGCUUUUUGUACAUUCUUAAUAUAGUUUUGGGACGAAUCCAUUAUACAUGAAAGAAUCAGCAUUAAAUCAGUUGAGAAUGUAAUCUAUAUUGCUAUGAUAAACCUAAUUUCAUAAACAUUUAUUUGUUACACCUUAAAGACAAUUCACACAUGAUGAAGUAAAUCCACUUGAAAGCUGAAAAAUUCACCCAAAAUUGUUUCCUUUUUUCAAAUGUAUUAAUAUUUUUAGCUGACUAAUAAAAAAGAAUAAUUUAAUAC
Molecule: messenger RNA, 2076 nt
Organism: Chironomus riparius
Lineage: Eukaryota; Metazoa; Arthropoda; Insecta; Diptera; Chironomidae
Source: the annotation of a GenBank genome assembly